UGACCAUCACAUGAGCAGCAAAUUUUGAUUUUUCCUACAUACAGGGCAAAAUGAAGCACGGCCGUAAUAUGGAGCUUCCGGAGGAUUUCUGGAUCCCCAUCCCUCUGGAUACCGACAACAUAACAUCUCUCAGCCCCUUCCUGGUCCCCCAGGACCAUCUAUCAAACUCAGGCACCUUCUAUGCAAUGGCUGUAUACAUGUUUUUUAUAUUUACUGUGGGUACUGCCAUCAAUGUCCUUACAAUUGCAUGCACCAUCCAGUACAAGAAGCUCCGGUCCCACCUCAACUACAUCCUGGUGAACUUGGCCGUGGCAAACCUUCUCGUGUCCUGUGUGGGUUCCUUCACUGCCAUGUGCAAUUUUUCAACCAGAUAUUUUGUCUUUGGACCUCUGGCAUGCAAGAUUGAAGGUUUCAUGGUUACACUUGGCGGCAUGGUUAGCCUGUGGUCUCUAGCUGUGGUAGCUUUUGAAAGAUGGCUGGUCAUCUGCAAGCCACUUGGUACCUUUAUUUUCAAGCCUGACCACGCUUUAGCUUGCUGUGCAUUCACCUGGGUGAUUGCAUUGAUUGCCUCAGGUCCUCCACUUGUAGGAUGGAGCAGGUACAUCCCAGAAGGCCUGCAGUGCUCCUGUGGUCCAGAUUGGUACACCACAAACAACAAAUACAACAAUGAAUCUUAUGUUAUGUUCCUUUUCUGCUUCUGCUUUGCUGUUCCCCUUACAGUCAUUAUCUUCUGCUAUGCUCAGCUCCUCAUUACGUUGAAAAUGGCAGCAAAGGCCCAGGCUGAGUCUGCCUCCACCCAGAAAGCAGAGAGGGAGGUGACCAGGAUGGUGGUCGUCAUGGUGCUGGGCUUCCUGGUGUGCUGGUUGCCUUACACCACUUUUGCUCUUUGGGUUGUGAAUAACCGUGGGCAACCAUUCGACCUGAGAUUUGCUUCAGUACCAUCCGUCUUUUCUAAGUCCUCUGCCGUCUACAACCCAGUUAUUUAUGUUCUCCUCAACAAACAGUUCCGUUCUUGCAUGAUGAAGAUGCUGGGGAUGGGUGGAGGUGAGGAUGAAGAGUCGUCGACCCAGUCAGUGACCGAAGUCUCCAAAGUCGGGCCUGCUUAG
This is a messenger RNA of Scatophagus argus, 1106 nucleotides long. RefSeq names its product blue-sensitive opsin-like. Lineage: Eukaryota; Metazoa; Chordata; Actinopteri; Scatophagidae. Gene Ontology annotation, molecular function: G protein-coupled receptor activity. The transcript has 5 exons. Gene Ontology annotation, cellular component: membrane; photoreceptor outer segment. Bases 51 to 1106 code for a protein of 351 amino acids. The record is from RefSeq and is a predicted model, not a curated record. Gene Ontology annotation, biological process: G protein-coupled receptor signaling pathway; visual perception; phototransduction.